Spirometra erinaceieuropaei is the source of this 1391-nucleotide messenger RNA. Lineage: Eukaryota; Metazoa; Platyhelminthes; Cestoda; Diphyllobothriidea; Diphyllobothriidae. The record is from the annotation of a GenBank genome assembly.
AUGAAAACGCUGACACGCGAAAUUAAUGCAAUGCUGUUGGCAAUGGAGAACUUGGGUGCAAUAACAGCGACCGACCGACGCAUGGCGAGAGCCCAAGAAACGGCCUUGGCCCGAUUCUAUGGUCUCUUAAAUGUGCACAUGGAGGGCGCUCCUCUCCGGCCAAUUUUAUCGCUUAAAGACACUCCAACGUACGGACUGGCAAGAUGGCUGUUUCGGCGCCUCAAAUUUCUGACCGCUGAUUCGGACACCACGGUCUGUUCGUCAACGCAAUUCCUGGAGAAGCUUAAAGGAGUAAGUCUCUUGCCCAAUGAGGUCAUGGUAUCUUUUGAUGUCACGUCCCUCUUUACUUCUAUCCCGAGAAUCUGGCAAUCGAGACCGUCCAGCUACUCCUACGAAACAAGUACAAUGAAACGGCGACUCGUCUCGGACAUGCCCAAAUCCUUCAGCUCCUAAAGUUCUGUCUCAGGACGUACUUCACGUUUGACAGAACAAUCUACGAGCAAGUAAAGGGAACACCAAUAAGCUCGCCGAUUUCGGGAUUAAUCGCCGAGGCGGUGCUACAGCGGUUGGAGUCGCUGGUCUUCCAACACCACAGACCGAAAUUCUGGGCUCGGUAUGUGGAGGAUACCUUCGUCGUAAUCGAACGGGAUCAGGUGCUAACGUUCAAAGAACGUCUCAACAGCGUCUUCCCGGACAUACAAUUCACAAUGGAGGAGGAAGAGAAUAACCAGCUGGCAUUCCUUGAUGUUCUCGUCUGUCGCAAAGAUUGUGGUGGCCUAAAGACCAAAGUGUUCAAAAAAGCAACGAACACGACGCAAAUUCUGAAUUUCAACAGUAACCACCCAAUCAGCCACAAACACAGUUGCGUAAGAACGCUAUUUCGGCGUGUGGAGACGCACUGCGGUGAACCGGAAGACAAGGUUGCCGAAUUCCAAUAUCUUCGAGAAAACGGUUACCCGCGCAACUUCGUCAACCAGUGCCUGCGCAAACAAGAGGAGCGACAAAGUCGCACCGACUUCAAAUUCUGGCGAGCAAUCCCAUGCAUCAAGAACGUCUCCGAGGCCGUUAGUCGCCUUUAUGCACCACUUGGGGUUGGAGUUGCGCACAGACCGGAGGCCACCAUGAGGCGUCAAGUGAUGAGACCAAAAGACCCACUGCAACGGAAAGAAACAUCUGGAGUCGUUUACCGGAUCUGGUGCAGUUGCGGACAAAGCAACUACGUCGGAGAAACUGGAAGACUGCUCCGGACGCGAAUCACCGAACACGUGGCAGCUGUACGGAGAAAUGACGCCAACUCUCAGGUCGCGGCCCAUUCGACGAGACCCGGCCACAAAUUCAAGUUCGAUGAGGCCGAAAUUCUCAAGAGAGGAUCCAAAACGUCAGGCGAAUAA